GCACCCAAAUCGUAGGAAAAGCUUUUAUUGAAGCCUUCAAACAAGCUUCUGCAAAUGCCGGAAGAAAUGGAGGUUCGAGCUUUAGAGGAGCUGACGCUUUGACGAGACAGACGGGGAUGACAUUGGAAGAAGCUUGUCAGAUCUUAAAUAUUAAGAAAGAUACUUUAGAUCCUGCGCAAGUUACAAAGAAUUACGAUCAUUUAUUCAAAUCAAACGAUACUUCUGUCGGAGGAUCUUUUUAUAUACAGUCAAAAGUUGUUCGAGCUAAGGAACGUAUUGAAUUGGAAUUAUCUAGUAAUUCUAGUAAUGAAUCAGCCCGUUCUGAUCAGUCUCG
Racocetra persica is the source of this 334-nucleotide messenger RNA. The record is from the annotation of a GenBank genome assembly. NCBI's taxonomy places the organism in Eukaryota, Fungi, Glomeromycota, Glomeromycetes, Diversisporales, Gigasporaceae.